AUGUUGGAUAUCGUUGCGGACUACUCAGAGUAUAGAAACAUGUGCAAAGUAAGCGACACUACCUCUUUGACCAGAUCUGAUGAUGCUUCAAGCAAAAAUGCUGUCAGAAAGAGAGUAUCCUUCUCUGAUGAAGAUCAAGUGAUCAUGCUACAAAGACCAGAUCCCUCUUUGCUUGCAGACUUGUUCUACACCGCUGCUGACUACCGAAGGUUCCGGGCUGAAUAUGUACAGGAGCAACUGAUGACCGACAAUCAAAGGCAGCAGAAAACCAAGUAUGCCUCAUACAGCUCCCCAAGGAAGCCACAACGAAGACGGAGCAUGCAGCGAAGACAACCCCCCAAAAUCGAGACCGACAGCAGUACUGUUGGAAGAAGGCUGCCUCCACGCAGACUGCCUCCUCGACAGAAAACGGUGCCCCCUUCAGGAGGACGAUGGAGUUCGGGUGUAUCUGACAAAGGAGCCACAGCUGUGCCCAGAAAGUGUUGUGUGCAGCGAUCUCCCCUGUCAUGCCACAGCUUGCACUGA
Seminavis robusta is the source of this 525-nucleotide messenger RNA. The record is from the annotation of a GenBank genome assembly. NCBI's taxonomy places the organism in Eukaryota, Bacillariophyta, Bacillariophyceae, Naviculales, Naviculaceae.